AAUAAAUCGGAUAAUAUUUCGCUAUUUGUUAAAUAUUAUUACAGGCUUUUCAAAGUUAGUUGAUUACAGAUUUAUUUUAAUGGCUACAACGCUACUAAGUACAUGUAAAUCCUUUUCUAAACUUGGCACCUACGUUCCUCAUACAAUACGAAACUUGUCGACCACUAGACUUCUUAAAAGUGAACUUGUGGUUCAUCGUGAUAGUCCGGAUAAUAAUGCCAGCACGCCUUUUGAAUUCACCGAAGCUAACAUGUCGAGGAUAUGUGCGUUGAUUAAAAACUAUCCUGAGGGUUGCCAGCGAUCAGCCUUAUUUGGAGCAUUGGACAUUGUUCAAAGACAAAUCGGCUGGGUUCCUAUAUCAGCUAUGCACAAGGUCGCCGAGGUGCUUCGUAUACCACGAAUGAGAGUAUACGAGUGGGCAACGUUUUAUACGAUGUAUAAAAGGCGAUACAGAGGCAAGUAUAACAUUAAGGUUUGUGUAACGACACCAUGUAUGCUUCUCGGCUCUGACGUCAUUCUCCGUGCGGUAGAACAGGCCACAUGCUGCUACACUGGGAAACUGUCUCCAGAUGGAAUGUUCGGAGUGGACACGGUGCAGUGCCAGGGCGCAUGCGCGAACGCUCCUUUGAUGGUUGUCGACGAUGAUUACUACGAGGAUGUCACAGUGUGCGACGUAUACAGAAUAAUUGAAACACUAAAGUGUGGAGGUAUUCCUCCAGCCGGACCACAAAGUGGGAGAUGUGCCGCGGAACCAAUAUCAGGACAAACGACAUUGCUAGAAUGUCCUCCGCCACCGGGAUUUGGCAUUCAGGCAUCGCUAUGUAUGGGAUAACCGCCUGCCACUUGCUGAGAUUAAAUAUUUUGGUACACCAUAAAAUGGUCUAAGUGCAGUAAUAAAAGUAAAUAUUGUAUCACA
Leptidea sinapis is the source of this 916-nucleotide messenger RNA. Its product is annotated as NADH dehydrogenase [ubiquinone] flavoprotein 2, mitochondrial-like. Bases 80 to 832 code for a protein of 250 amino acids. NCBI's taxonomy places the organism in Eukaryota, Metazoa, Arthropoda, Insecta, Lepidoptera, Pieridae. Gene Ontology annotation, molecular function: NADH dehydrogenase activity. Gene Ontology annotation, biological process: mitochondrial electron transport, NADH to ubiquinone. The record is from RefSeq and is a predicted model, not a curated record. The transcript has 6 exons.